UUAGAGGCAGAAAACAAGAUAAAAAAUAUUCUGAAACAAUGGACUGCAGACAUAGUACAGGAGAUGACCAGAGACUGCGGACAUAGUACAGGAGAUGACCAGAGACUGCGGACAGUGCAGGAGAUGACCAGAGACUGCGGACGGUACAGGAGAUGACUGCUGACCUUUGGGGAGGGAGGGGGAGCGGGUACCUGAACUUGACAGGUACCCGCUCCCACUUCCGCGGAGUUGUCCUCCCUUUAGUCUGGGCACCCGGCUGUGCACGAGAAGCGCUGCACUUUGUGAUUGGUCCGCCGUCUUCUGGGACCUGUCAUGUGUACCAGAAGACGCUG
Molecule: messenger RNA, 332 nt
Organism: Staurois parvus
Lineage: Eukaryota; Metazoa; Chordata; Amphibia; Anura; Ranidae
Source: the annotation of a GenBank genome assembly